Molecule: messenger RNA, 573 nt
Organism: Tarenaya hassleriana
Lineage: Eukaryota; Viridiplantae; Streptophyta; Magnoliopsida; Brassicales; Cleomaceae
Product: auxin-responsive protein SAUR15
Exons: 2
Coding region: 177-449 (90 amino acids)
Biological process (GO): response to auxin
Source: RefSeq, a predicted model, not a curated record
AGUUGGUCGAUCCAUCAUCAUCAUCAUGUAGGACAACGGCUUAACAUGCAAACUACAGCCUCCAAAACAUUGCCGGUUUGGUAUCUGCAAGCCAAAACCAUGUGCUUUGAAAAACAACAAGAGCUUCUACGCGAACAAGAAGAUCUCCUUAGCCGUGUAAGAUACAAGAAACCGAAAUGGCGUUCUUGAGAGGAUUUAUGGGGGCAAAGCAAAUCAUGCGCCGGUCCGUUAGUGAUUCGUCUUCGACUCCAAAAGGAUUCAUGGCAGUGUACGUUGGACGUAAUCUGAAGAAGAGAUACUUGGUGCCAGUUUCAUACCUGAACGAACCUUCUUUCCAAGCCUUGCUCAGAAAAUCCGAAGAAGAAUUCGGGUUUGAUCAUCCGAUGGGCGGCCUGACCAUACCCUGCGAUGAAUCUCUCUUCUUCACCGUCACUUCCCGGAUCCGAUAAUUUUUUUUUCCUUAGGCUUUUUUUUUUGGAACAUACGAUGUAAAUACUAUACUCUGAUCACAAUAGUUGUACAAAUUGUUUUUUUUCCCUUGUGAAAACCAUUCACAUCUGAUCUGAUCAUAAA